GGGGGGUGUUGUUGAGGGAGCGGGACAAGAACUUCACUUCCUCCGCUCCGCUCGGCUCUGGCUCCACUCCAAAGCCACCAUGUCGGUCCUCCUCUUGGUCGUCUCUGCCCUCCACGUUCUCAUCCUCAUCCUCCUCUUCAUCGCCACGCUGGACAAGGCAUGGUGGACCCUCCCCGGUGGCCGGGAAUCGGUCAACCUGUGGUAUGACUGUGUGCAGAGCAACAAUUCGCAAACCUGGGCCUGCAGCCACGUCAGUGACAACGACUGGCUGCGAGCAGUGCAGGCGUUGAUGGUCCUGUCUUUGCUCUUUUGCUGUUUCUCCUUCAUCCUCUUCAUGUUCCAGCUCUACACCAUGCGUCGGGGCGGCCUCUUCUACGCCACCGGUGUCUGCCAGCUGUGCACCAGCGUGGCGGUCUUCACCGGGGCCGUGAUCUAUGCUGUUCACGUGGAAGAGUUCCAGAAGGGCCGACCUCCCGGCGGCAGCUUUGGCUACUGCUUUGUCCUGGCCUGGGUGGCCUUCCCACUGGCCCUGGCCAGCGGGCUGAUCUACAUCCACCUGAGGAAGCGCGAAUGACCGCCCCAUGCCCCCAGUGCCCGUGUGUAAUCAGGAUUUGUAUUUUCAGAUUAAACUGCCCGGCCCAUCGCUCUGUAACUA
This is a messenger RNA of Tachyglossus aculeatus (Australian echidna), 655 nucleotides long. It is a transcript of the gene EMP3, whose product is annotated as epithelial membrane protein 3. Gene Ontology annotation, cellular component: plasma membrane. The transcript has 5 exons. NCBI's taxonomy places the organism in Eukaryota, Metazoa, Chordata, Mammalia, Monotremata, Tachyglossidae. Bases 80 to 574 code for a protein of 164 amino acids. The record is from RefSeq and is a predicted model, not a curated record.